This is a messenger RNA of Perca flavescens (yellow perch), 830 nucleotides long. Its product is annotated as FAST kinase domain-containing protein 3, mitochondrial-like. The record is from RefSeq and is a predicted model, not a curated record. The coding region runs from base 24 to 467 and encodes 147 amino acids. The transcript has 7 exons. NCBI's taxonomy places the organism in Eukaryota, Metazoa, Chordata, Actinopteri, Perciformes, Percidae.
UAUCUGCCACAGAACGCUUCCCAAUGAACUACAUGUCCAAAGUCUUCCGCCCGUACUUCCUACAGAGGCUGCAAGCACAGGGGGAGCCAUUGGACAAGAAUGCACUGGGACAACUGACUCAGCUCCAUCUCUCCACCUCAUUAGAGUGCACUUACUACUGGGGUCCCAGACUGCCCUUCUUCCUCCAUGUGAAGAAGUUUUCCUCUGCGAACCAGGCCUUUGAGACACCUAUGGAGAGUCUCCUCUACAAACAGAUGUGGAAAUCUGCCUGGAUGAGAAGGGAUAUGUUCUGCCUCUGUCUCAGAGGGAUCACACUUACAGAAGGAUGGCACUGUGUUUGGAUGGUCAGAACCGUUUCUGUAGCAACACACAGCACCUGCUGGGGAAGGAAGCCACUAAAAGGAGACACCUUCGCAGCAUGGGCUAUGAGGUGGUGCAGAUCCCUUACUUUGAAUUGGAGAAGCUGAUAACUGAGGAGCAACAGGUCCAAUAUCUUCACAAGAUCUUUCCCACCAUCUUCAAGUUCAAUCACUGAUCUUAGUCGCCCAACCAAAUAUUCUUCUGUGACUUUAAUUGGUUGAUCCGGUUAUGUUGCUGUACAAAUCAAGCAAUCUUCCGACGAGCUGCAUGGACAUUCAGAUACAAGGCGUGGCAGAAAAUGUAAAUACUUUUUGUCUGUAAUAUUCAGAUUCAGCACAUACAUAUCCUAAUGGGAGGAUACCUAUGUCCGGAAAUAAGGCAGAAUAAACCUUCAGCAGGCAUAUAAGUGUCAAGUAACAUAGGCAUAAUUUAACUGAAGUUACUGUAAAAUAAAUGAAAAUAAGAUUUUA